AUGUCAGGACUCGCUUUACCUACUUCUACUGCAUCAUCAUCUAAAGCCGGACCGUCGACUACCAAUACUACUACUAAUGGCACGUCAGAGAUUUUAAGAGAUGAUGAGAGAUUGGAAGGUGAAGGUGAUAUUAUGAAAAGACCACCUAAUAAAGUGAUCAGCAGUGUUCCGGAGAUAACGGCUGUCCAAGGCUUGGUACCCACACUACAAAAUAUCGUAGCGACUGUGAAUCUCGAAUGUAGAUUAGAUUUAAAAACAAUCGCUUUACAUGCUCGAAAUGCGGAAUAUAAUCCAAAGCGUUUCGCAGCGGUGGUAAUGCGUAUCCGGGAUCCAAAAACAACAGCAUUGAUAUUCGCAUCUGGGAAAAUGGUAGUCACAGGAGCCAAAUCAGAAGAUGAUUCAAGACUCGCUUCGAGGAAAUACGCAAGGAUCAUACAAAAAUUAGGAUUCGACGCUAAAUUCGCUGAGUUCAAAAUUCAAAAUAUCGUCGGAAGUUGUGAUGUGAAAUUUCCAAUUAGGCUGGAAGGUCUGGCUUUUAGUCAUGGUGCUUUCUCGAGUUAUGAGCCUGAGCUCUUCCCGGGUCUUAUCUACCGAAUGAUGAAACCCAAAGUUGUCUUACUCAUCUUCGUAUCUGGUAAAAUCGUCUUGACGGGUGCAAAAGUAAGAGAAGAGAUUUACAUGGCAUUUAAUCAAAUCUAUUCGGUCUUGGUCGAAUUCCGAAAAGAAGCAUAG
Kwoniella shivajii is the source of this 732-nucleotide messenger RNA. Its product is annotated as TATA-box-binding protein. The transcript has 5 exons. The record is from RefSeq and is a predicted model, not a curated record. NCBI's taxonomy places the organism in Eukaryota, Fungi, Basidiomycota, Tremellomycetes, Tremellales, Cryptococcaceae. Bases 1 to 732 code for a protein of 243 amino acids. Gene Ontology annotation, biological process: DNA-templated transcription initiation. Gene Ontology annotation, molecular function: DNA binding; RNA polymerase II general transcription initiation factor activity.